Molecule: messenger RNA, 1904 nt
Organism: Camelina sativa (false flax)
Lineage: Eukaryota; Viridiplantae; Streptophyta; Magnoliopsida; Brassicales; Brassicaceae
Product: protein trichome birefringence-like 6
Cellular component (GO): Golgi apparatus
Molecular function (GO): O-acetyltransferase activity
Source: RefSeq, a predicted model, not a curated record
AUGUCUUUAAUUAUUGUAAUCUCAUGAGCUCACGAGGUUUGUAUUAGAACGUCAUUAUCGUUCAUUUACCGAAUCUCUUCUCCAUACCCCACGAACUCAACCACCAUUGUCGACUCCAAUUUCUCUAUCCUUUUCUUUCAAAAUUUCAAAAUCUCUGAUUACAGAGAUAAUUAAUGAGAUUGUUUCCUUCACUAACUUGUUAAGAGUUAUAGAAAAAAAAAAAAAAAAGAGAUGGAGAGACAGAGGAGUUUCUCUGUGAAGUCCACAAGGGUUGUCUUAGCAUUCAUCAUCAUAACAAUCUCUUCCGCCAUUGUUUUCUUCUCCGCUUCCCUAAUCAAACCCAACUCUUCUGAUCUUUACUCAACCUCCACUGACUCUAACUUCCAUAUCUCCGAUUUAAGCCCUAAAGCAGCCGUUUCCGUGGCUGACAAUCUCAAUUAUUCAGUUUCCCCUCAAGCAAGCCCCCCGAUUCUGACCUCUACCCAUUUCCACCCUCCCGAAAACACUUCGAAAGUUUCCGUCUUUGAGCAGAAGAUUCGCGGCGAGGGUUUGGUUGUUAAGGAAGAAGAAGAAGAAGACAAGGUGAUUAUCGCUAACUUAACUUCGAUUAAAGUGAUUGAACUACCGAGCAGCAUCGGUGAAGAAGAGAAGAAGAAGAGAAGAAUCGAAGAGUGUGAUGUUACGAAAGGGAAGUGGGUUUACGAUAGUGACUACUAUCCAUUGUACACGAAUGCGUCUUGUCCUUUUAUCGAUGAAGGGUUUGGUUGUCAAACCAAUGGUAGAUUGGAUCUUAAUUACAUGAAUUGGAGAUGGGAUCCUCAAGAUUGUGAUGCUCCCAGGUUCAAUGCUACAAAAAUGCUGGAAAUGAUUAGAGGGAAGAGGCUAGUGUUCGUUGGAGAUUCAAUUAAUAGGAACCAGUGGGAAUCUAUGCUUUGUUUGUUGUUUCAAGCUGUUAAAGAUCCCAAGAGAGUCUACGAAACGCACAACCGAAGGAUCACCAAGGAGAAAGGGAACUAUAGUUUCCGUUUCCUGGAUUAUAAAUGCACUGUGGAAUUCUAUGUUACUCAUUUCUUGGUUCGUGAGGGCAGAGCAAGAAUAGGAAAGAAGCGAAGAGAAACUCUUAGAAUCGAUGCUAUGGAUCGAAGCUCUUCGAGAUGGAAAGGUGCUAAUAUCUUAGUGUUCAAUACAGCACAUUGGUGGUCUCAUUACAAAACCAAAUCGGGGGUCAACUAUUACCAAGAAGGAGACCAGAUUCAUCCGAAGCUUGAUGUAUCAACCGCUUUCAAGAAAGCUUUGCAGACUUGGUCAUCAUGGGUUGACAAAAACGUUGAUCCAAAGAAAACUCGUGUUUUCUUUAGAAGCGCUGCACCUUCUCAUUUCAGUGGAGGGGAGUGGAACUCAGGAGGUCAUUGCAGAGAAGCCAACAUGCCGUUGAACCAAACCUUCAAACCGAGUUACUCGAGCAAAAACUCCAUCGUUGAGGAAGUACUGAAGCAGAUGAGAACACCAGUAACCCUCUUGAACGUUAGCGGUUUAUCUCAGUACAGAAUUGACGCCCACCCUUCUAUUUACGGAACAAAACCUGAAAACCGGCGUUCAAAAGCUGUCCAAGAUUGCAGUCAUUGGUGUCUCCCUGGUGUUCCUGAUACUUGGAACCACUUCCUUUAUCUCCAUUUGCUCAAUAAACGUUAAAAUACACAAGUUUGUUAAAUGUAGACUAGGGAGGGAUGCUCAACCCGGUUUGACCAAAGCAAUACCAUAUUGAAAAGAACAACAAUAUGAAAACCGAAAUGAACAUACAAACAGAGAAACCUAAAUUUUUUCGUUUUUAUUUCAUAAUUGAUUUGGUUUGGUUCAAUUACCCGAGUAUUUGAAGAAUCUGCAAGUCUGUAACCGGUAAUUGA